Molecule: messenger RNA, 543 nt
Organism: Adineta ricciae
Lineage: Eukaryota; Metazoa; Rotifera; Eurotatoria; Adinetida; Adinetidae
Source: the annotation of a GenBank genome assembly
AUGGGCAAUCUAUUGGGUUAUUUCUCGGGCUUGUUUGGUAGUAAAGAACGACGUAUCUUAAUAUUGGGUCUUGACGGAGCGGGAAAAACGACAAUACUUUAUCGACUUCAAGUCAGUGAAGUUGUCACAACCAUUCCAACCAUUGGCUUCAAUGUCGAAACUGUACAAUACAAAAAUUUAAAAUUUCAAGUUUGGGACUUGGGUGGACAAACAUCCAUUCGUCCUUAUUGGCGUUGCUAUUAUUCCAAUACGGACGCUAUUAUUUACGUUGUUGAUUCCAUGGAUCGUGAUCGUAUAACCAUAUCGAAACAUGAACUUGUUUCCAUGCUCGAAGAAGAAGAAUUGAAAAAUGCGGUUCUGUGCGUGUUCGCUAACAAACAAGAUCUCGAAGGUUGUAUGAGCGUUAGUGAAGUGGCGAACUCAAUUGGUUUGACCUCGUUGAAGAAUCGUAAAUAUCAAAUAUUCAAAACCUCGGCUAUCAAAGGUACUGGAUUGAACGAAGCAAUGGACUGGUUGGCGAAUUCACUACAACAAAAGAAAUAA